AUGAAACGUAUCAUCGCGCCGAGGCGGUGGUCGGAGAUGAACCGAGUCGAACACCCCCCACUUAUGAUGAAACAACUCUUCCAAGGCGUUUGUGGUGGACUACGUUGGUUAGACACAAAAUCACUGGCAGAACAUUUAGCUUCACGAGCUAUUGAAGAGGGUUAUCCAAGUACACGGACAAUGCGGCAGGCUUUAAAGGUGAAAAAAGCACCAUUACAAAAACGUCGUUUAAUACAACGGGAAAUGAUUAAAGAAAGUACUAAAACUCCUGCACUUCCACUCACAGCAUCUAAUGAUGCCUUAACAGUAACAGGGGGUCUUUCCGUUCAUGUGCACAAACAAAAGCGACUCAUUUCAUAUGAUGUACUUGACUGUACACUUGGUGGUGGUAAUCACACAGGAGCUAUUCUUGAAAAUGGAGGACCAUACACACGUGUGGUAGCGCUUGAUUGUGAUAGAGAUGCUAUGCAUGUAGCUCGAGAGUUAGCAAGUGAGUUUGGUGGAGAUCGUUUUCGUUUUUUUUGCAGCAAGAUGUCAGAGGCACGAUCUAUGUUUGGUGAAAGGUGUUUUGAUGCUGUGAUGAUUGAUGCAGGUCCAUCUAAUACACAAUUGGAGAAUCCUGAACGUGGAUUUCUUCUUGAUGAUGAGGGUGCCCACCAUUUAGAUAUGCGAUAUGGACUACAAAUGGGAGUAGCCGCACUCGCCUAUCUUAAUACUGUCCCACAACAUACUUUAUCCUCUGCAUUAAGUGCUUAUGGGAUUUUAACACCAGAACAAUCUAUGAAAAUGGCUCGAGAAAUACGUCGUCGUCGUCCAUUCACAAGUUCACGGGAAGUACUUGCAAGUGUUGAAACGGCUGGAGAUAUGCUUCCAGAGGAUGGUUGGUGGACACAAAGUAGUCGACGUAAGGCCCCCAUGUCAUGGAAAUUUCUCACAUCCCUACGGUGUAUUGUAAAUAACGAAAUGUACGAACUACGACAAACACUAGAGAAUGUCUUACCAAUGCUACGCGAUGAUGGUCGUCUCGUUGUCUUCUCCCGACUCGCAUGGGAGGAGGAACUUAUUCGAAAAAUAAUAAACGAUCACCCACACGCCCUGUUAUGUUACUUGGAGGAUAUUUCCUUUGACGAGGUGGGGGAUUAUGGGUUUACACGACAUACAAAGAUGUGGGUAGCGACACGUACGGCCAAGUCAUCCUAUAUCCUGAAGAAUAGUACUACUCUUACAGAGGAAAAGGUAAAGGAAAGUUCCUUACGCUGGCUAAGCGGCAUGUAUGCAGGUCAGACGUAUGGAUUCCCAGCAAACAACUUUACAUUUGAGAAUAUGGAGUCUAAGGAACGACAUAUACGAAAGCGGAAUAACAAACCACCUCCACUGGAUUUUGGUAUAGACGAUAAAUAA
Trypanosoma theileri is the source of this 1401-nucleotide messenger RNA. RefSeq names its product putative S-adenosyl-methyltransferase mraW-like protein. The transcript has a single exon. Bases 1 to 1401 code for a protein of 466 amino acids. Gene Ontology annotation, molecular function: rRNA (cytosine-N4-)-methyltransferase activity. The record is from RefSeq and is a predicted model, not a curated record. Gene Ontology annotation, biological process: rRNA base methylation. NCBI's taxonomy places the organism in Eukaryota, Euglenozoa, Kinetoplastea, Trypanosomatida, Trypanosomatidae.